ACUACGGUUGGUACCCGGUUUCUGUGGUUGUGGCUGUCGGACAGCGCCGCGUCCCUCUUCCUGCCUCCUUCCCGGGCCGACGCCAUGGGAGUCACUUGUGUGUCCCAGAUGCCUGUGGCUGAGGGCAAGAGUGUCCAACAAACAGUGGAGCUCCUCACCCGGAAGCUGGAGAUGCUUGGGGCAGAAAAGCAAGGAACAUUUUGUGUGGACUGUGAGACUUACCAUACGGCUGCUGCUACUCUGGGCAGUCAAGGACGCCUGUCCCUUGCAGGUCAGGCUGGGAAGCUGAUGUACGUGAUGCACAACUCUGAGUACCCACUGAGCUGCUUUGCCCUCUUUGAGAACGGCCCUUGCCUUAUCGCCGACACCAACUUUGAUGUGCUGAUGGUGAAGCUCAAGGGCUUUUUCCAGAGUGCCAAGGCCAGCAAGAUUGAGACCCGGGGCACGCGUUACCAGUACUGUGACUUCCUGGUGAAGGUGGGCACCGUCGCAAUGGGGCCCAGUGCUCGGGGCAUCUCUGUGGAGGUGGAAUAUGGCCCCUGUGUAGUGGCGAGUGACUGCUGGAGCUUGCUGCUCGAGUUCCUCCAGAGUUUUCUAGGCAGCCACACACCAGCGGCUCCUGCCGUGUUUGGGAACAGACAUGAUGGAGUCUAUGGCCCAGCAGAUACCAUGGUCCAGUACAUGGAACUCUUCAACAAGAUCCGCAAGCAGCAGCAGGUGCCUGUGGCUGGGAUUCGUUAGUGACUGGAAACUCUGGCUGAGCUCUUAUCAGGGGUACUGCCCAGGAGGAACAGGUGCUGCACAAUUAGGUUCUGGUCCCCACAAACCCUGAGCAGACAUGGAGGCUUCUCUCCUUUUGCUUCCCAGCUAUGGUGUUUGUUCCAGGGUUCCAGGCUCUCCUCCUCUGUUUCCCACAUGCAGUCCCCCCAUCAACAUCUGUUUUACUUUAUGCCUUACUGGAUUUGUUCUGUUCUGAGGAAUGGUAAUUAUGAAGAAUGGAGACACUUAAUCCUGCGGCCAGGGGAAAAGGUAGGGCAGAGUUAUCCUGGCCUUGCAGUAGAGAGAGAAAACUGUAUCCUCAGCUUGAAGACUUGGCCUAGGCUACAGUGAUCAUGCUUUGAUCUUUUUGUGGGCCAUUUUGUACUGAAGUCCCUCCUCUGCUCAAGGACCCAUCUGCAGUUUGUCAAGAGGUGACACAGCUGGGCGCCUUUCACUUAAUGACCAGUUUGCUGAAGUCAUUUGUGAACUGACUUUCUUAGGGUGUUGCCAGGGUCCUUUGAAUGUCUUUUGGACAUUUCUGCUUUCAUUGUGACUUACAUGAAGCCACAGGUUAACUACUGAAAGAGAACUAAAGACCGGAGCUCCUCCUAGGUAAUUCAUUUUCUCUCCCUAAUAGUUGUUCAGAGGUAAUCAGAUUGUUCCUGGGCAAAUUUAACUUUACUGCAUCAUCAGGAAGCAGUUGUAUACCUGUCUUAUUGUCAAUUCCCCCUCCCCCCCAAAAAAAAA
Molecule: messenger RNA, 1506 nt
Organism: Dipodomys ordii (Ord's kangaroo rat)
Lineage: Eukaryota; Metazoa; Chordata; Mammalia; Rodentia; Heteromyidae
Gene: Med20
Product: mediator complex subunit 20
Exons: 4
Coding region: 85-741 (218 amino acids)
Biological process (GO): regulation of transcription by RNA polymerase II
Cellular component (GO): mediator complex
Molecular function (GO): transcription coactivator activity
Source: RefSeq, a predicted model, not a curated record